AACUCGAGGCGAGUGCGCUCGCAUCAUCGUCGUGUUCGCUUCGCCGCUGCCGUGACGUGACGUAUCGCGCCGUGCGCCGGCAUCUCCGGUCCCCACUCACACAUAGAUAGAGAAAGAGAAAAAGAGAAAGAGAGAGAACGUCAUUGGCCAGCGGUUCGCGUGUCGUUCAGAAAUUUUGCUACGACAAACACUCGAGAUCACGCCGGGAGUGCACGAAACUAACGCGACGUCGCUAUUCUUUCAUUUUCAGAAUCAAUCCGCCGACGUGGUAGAUGAGAAGAUCUAUCGGAAAAUCGAGUGAGAGGAGAGAUCGCGAGAAUCGAGUUCCGAGAGUUUUUUUUUUCAUAUCGAAAUAUCUUAAACAAAGAAGCAACUUCUAGAGAAUCCUGAGAGAUCCUUGAGAAUCUUUCGUUAAAUAGACGCGUUUAGGACUAUCGCUCGCAAUUGACAAGCAUCAUGAUCGUGUGUAAGGUGCACGCACCUCGGUCAAGAUUGUGAACGGGUGUUAUACUUGGUGCAUCAGAAGAGAAACGUCGAAGAUAGACUUGCGAAAACAAAUAGAUCGCAAUGAGGACGAUAGGGCGUUCUCAGGACGAUAGUUGAGAGAAGACGCACUCUGUUCGAGGGUGCAGCUUCGUCUUCAGUGACGACAGAAGGAGAUUGCUCGAGUUCAGGAGUUGUGCCGCGCCGAAGGGUGCAAAAAAGCGCGAGACAAACACGGCGGGAGUUUUGCAGUGAGUGCCGAAGAAAGUUAAAGGAAACGCUGGCAUUACUGGCAUUGGGGGGGAAAGUGUGAGAAGUGCGAUUUAACGGUCGUUGGGAUAACAACGCAGUAAAAGUGGGUGCACUGGGGCCCUCGGGACCGUUCGGCCGAUACGGGCCCGUUGAAGGUGGGCCUGGUGGUGGUCCCGGGCCCGGCGAGGGAGUGGGGGCAGGGGUGGCCGCAGUCGCGGCUGGGGAGGUGGAGGGCUACGGGGGCGCCGGGGGCGGGGGAGGGGGCCCCGGGGGGGUUAGUACCCCCCGAAUAAGGGUCACGGCCCUCGGCGGGCGUUGCUGCGCACCCCUGCCCGUCACCCAGGCUUGUAAUAUAGGGAGACGCGGUCUGGCGAUGCUCCUGUCAUGUGCAGGAUGCGAGAAACCGAUAAUGGAUCAGUACCUGCUGAACGUUUUGGAUCGUGCAUGGCACGUCGAGUGCGUGCGCUGUUUCGACUGCAGAGCCGCGCUACAGGACAAGUGCUUCUCCAGGGAGGCGAAGCUCUUCUGCAGGAACGACUUCUUCAGGCGAUACGGUACCAAGUGCGGCGGUUGCCUUCAAGGGAUAAACCCGCAGGACCUCGUGAGGAAAGCGAGAGACAAAGUUUUCCACCUGAAUUGCUUCACCUGCCUAGUGUGUCGGAAACAGAUGAGCACCGGCGAGGAGCUCUAUGUCCUGGACGACAACAAGUUUGUCUGCAAGCAGGACUACCUGUCGGGCAAACCGCUGCCGGACACGCAUCACGUGCACGGUCAUCACGAACCGUCCAACCUGUCGGCAGGCGGAGACUCGCUGAUGGGCUCAGGAUCGGAAGACGAGGACGAGGACGGUAGUGCUCAUCAUCAUCAUCACGAGCCGACCGUUCGCGGCGCUCAUCUGGGACCCCAUAACAUUGGCUCAGGUGGUCCCGGCGACCAGACUGUCGGCCAUGGUGGCGAGCUACCUCUCGGGAGCGAUCCCUGCAAGCAGGAGGAUUCCGAGGAUCAAGGUUCCCUGGAUGGCGAUCCCGAGACGAGGGACAGCCAAACGGAGAACAAGAGCCCGGAUGGCGGCGCCGGCGGUGGCAGCGGCGACGGCGGGGCCGGCUCGAAGCGACGUGGCCCGCGGACCACCAUAAAGGCGAAACAAUUGGAGAUCCUGAAGACGGCCUUCUCGUCGACUCCGAAGCCUACCAGACACAUCAGGGAACAGUUGGCGAAGGAGACCGGUCUGCCCAUGAGAGUCAUACAGGUCUGGUUCCAGAACAAGAGAAGUAAGGAGCGCAGGCUGAAGCAGCUGACGUCGAUGGGCAGGAACCCCUUCUUCGGAGGUUCGCGCAAGAUGCGUGGCUUCCCGCUGAACCUAAAUCCGGGUGCUCUCGGUGGCGAGGAUGGCCCGCCGCCAGGUUUUCCGUACUUCGGCCCGGACAAAUUUGAAUUCGGCUAUGGCGGUCCGGUGGCCUUUCAUCACGAGUUCUUCGGUGCUCAUCCGCCCCCGCAUCCGCACGGACCGCAUUUCGCCGGAACGGGAAAUCCAGUACGUAAUCUGUUUCUGACAGGCCUGGACCCGGCCAGUUUAGCGGGCAUGGCAGCGGCAGUGGCGGUGGCAGGGGAGUAUCCACCUCCGGGCGCGGGGGGCGGCCCUCCGGAAUUUCUCACGGGGCCCCCCGGACAGGGGCCCCCUGCACCCACCGGCGGCAGUCCCGGAGAGUUCCUGGCACCUUCAGGUGGUGCGCAGGGUAAUCCGAGCGGCGGCGGGAACGGCAGCGGCGGGCCAGGAGGCGGCGGCGGCGGCGGCGGUGGCGGGGUCGCGGCCGGCGGAUUCCUGGAGCCGCACCAGAUGCAAAGCGAAGGGCUGGCCUGGUAGUACGAGUUUUAAUUAACGUGUCCCUUAUAAUAAUAAUAAUAAUAAUUCCGCCCGCACGCCUAAAAAAGCGAAUGGAAUCGCGAGAUCGCCGCUGAGAGAGCGGGGAGCGCGAGAGGGGGCGACGGCGGCGGCGGCGGCGAAACGCGAUUUCGCGUCCGAGGGCGACGGAAGGCUCGGCGCUCCGCUGCUUUUCCUUUCUUUCUAUUCUUUUUUUUUUUUCUUUCUGUCGUCUUCUUUGUUGUCUCCUCUUUCUCUUUUGCGAUUGACUCAAUCGAGACACUAUCGAUCUUUCUCACUCGUCGACUCUUCCUUUCUGUAAGAUACAGACACGCGCGUUUGUCUGAGCGCCUUGAUUCACGGUUAUUGUGCAGUCGACGCUAUUAGCUUUAUUAUUACGCAUCUCGGCGCCGCAACGUCGAUGUUACUCUAUUUUUAUUAUUAUUAAUAUUAUUAUUAUUAUUAUUAUUAAUUAUUAUAUUAUUAUUGUGUAUAAAAUUCGAAGGUCCCUAUCGUGUAAUAUUGUACCCUCCCUGUUGAUUAUUUUUGACGUUAUUUUGGAAACACCCUGUAGAUAACUGCUGUUGUACACCUGAUAAAAAACGUGAAUCGCUAGACACACAUAUGACAUGCAACGUCACACGCGCUCGCGUAUACACAGACACACACAGACAUUUGGAACACUGCUGUACUAAUAUUAUCAUUAAAGUAUAAAUAUAAAUAGGAAACGUGUAAUUUUUUUUGUAUCUGUAAGGCGGCGAGAUUGAUGUAAAUACACACGCAAGAAAAAAAGACACACAGAAACACUCUCUGUCCUCUCUCUUUGCUGAAAUGCGCGCGAGCCGAUUUGCGCUGGACUUACUCAUUAAACGACACACCGGAAAUAAAAUAUGUGUAUCGUGACACAACACACAAUACACCGAGUAAGACAGAUCGAGAAAGAGAUGCGCCGCCGCGACGCAUAACGAUUAUAAAUAUUAUUAUAAUAAACCACCUCGUAUU
Molecule: messenger RNA, 3598 nt
Organism: Camponotus floridanus (Florida carpenter ant)
Lineage: Eukaryota; Metazoa; Arthropoda; Insecta; Hymenoptera; Formicidae
Gene: Lim1
Product: LIM/homeobox protein Lhx5
Exons: 8
Coding region: 1109-2599 (496 amino acids)
Biological process (GO): regulation of transcription by RNA polymerase II; neuron differentiation
Cellular component (GO): nucleus
Molecular function (GO): RNA polymerase II transcription regulatory region sequence-specific DNA binding; DNA-binding transcription factor activity, RNA polymerase II-specific
Source: RefSeq, a predicted model, not a curated record